Aureobasidium melanogenum CBS 110374 is the source of this 771-nucleotide messenger RNA. RefSeq lists its product as uncharacterized. The record is from RefSeq and is a predicted model, not a curated record. NCBI's taxonomy places the organism in Eukaryota, Fungi, Ascomycota, Dothideomycetes, Dothideales, Saccotheciaceae. The coding region runs from base 1 to 771 and encodes 256 amino acids. The transcript has a single exon.
AUGUCAAACGCAACCAACAUAACCAACAACCCAGUCGACGCAUGCCCAAGAGACCUGCAAUAUGGUAUCCCUGAUGCAUGGAGAGACUCAACUUCUUCAAACUUCUCUCAGGCCGCAUGCUCUGCCCCAGCCUGCAACAAUUUUCCGUCCACACUUGCUCAAUGCUGCGGACGCGCAGAAAGUGAUCUUUAUUACUUCAAUACCACGAUCGGCCCUUUUGCUUCCUGUGCAAUCGCCAAUAGCAAUGACACUGAAGCUUACCAAGCUCUCCAACGCUGUCUAGCCGACAAAGAAGUCAGAAACUUCAAAUGUAACGACCCAGAAGUCGUCGUUGCGCCAAAUUGUGGAAUCAAUUGUACCGACCCAAAGAUCAUCAUUUCGCCAUCGUGUGGAUUCGGUACUCAACCACCUGACAACCAAACCCUCGACUGGCCGAUCCAGCAGAGAUGCAGUCUUCCCAUGUCAGUCAAUGCCACUAGAGCGAUGAGGAAGUGCUGUUCGAACUAUGACAGUGGCGACGGCCUGCUCGUCUACUCAGAGGGGUGCUACAUUAGCUGCAUUUCUGACUCUACCAAUGGCACUUUCUCGAGUUGUCUUGCUAGAAACUAUGAUAUCAGCACUCAGGCCUUUGUGUGUACUGCAAAUGAUGGCCGGGAAAAUCCUGAUUUGAGCCGGGAGACCCCUGAUUCGAGCGUCGGCGCUCGAGGCUCGCCGUCUCUGGCCGCUAUCUUCACAAUGUUGUUGCUGGGCUCGUCAAUGUUGACGCUCUGA